Messenger RNA from Hevea brasiliensis (rubber tree), 810 nucleotides. RefSeq lists its product as uncharacterized. The transcript has a single exon. NCBI's taxonomy places the organism in Eukaryota, Viridiplantae, Streptophyta, Magnoliopsida, Malpighiales, Euphorbiaceae. The record is from RefSeq and is a predicted model, not a curated record. Gene Ontology annotation, molecular function: RNA-DNA hybrid ribonuclease activity; nucleic acid binding. Bases 1 to 810 code for a protein of 269 amino acids.
AUGAAGCACUUGUUCUUCCAUUGCCUGAGAGUGGUUCAAGUCUGGUUGCACUCUCCUCUCAAUUUGUGCUCGACUUUGAUUAAUGGGGAUUCUAUGAUUGAUUGUUGGUCAGAGAUUGCAACUGCUUUAUCUCAGUUUCAAGCUAAUCGGGAUUAUCUUCCUUUGGUUGCUUUCUUGUUCUGGCGUUUAUGGAAAUCUAGAAACAUGCUUACUUUUGAAAAUAAGCAAAUGCAAUUCCAAGAAGUGGUUGCCAUUGCAAUUCAUUCUUUGGAAGAGUUUCAACAAGCUCAUAAAGCUUCUCAAUCACUUCCCACUCAAUCACCUCGGCCUUUAUCCAAUUGGUCCCCUCCUGCACCUGGUUGUUUCAAAAUCAAUUUUGAUGUAGCUUUGGCAAAACACAGAAAUGAAGGAUCUAUUGUAGCUAUUAUUAGAGAUUCUUCUGGUCAGCCUUUGGGCUGGUACUGUAAGAAAGUAUCCAAUCUUCUUUCUUCCCUUGUUCUUGAAGCUUUAGCUUGCAAACUAGCGGUUCAGUUAGCAAUUGAUAAAGUAAUCAAUGAUGUUAUUGUUGAAGGGGAUGCCUUGGUAGUAAUUCAAGGUGUUCAGUCUCAAGAACCUAUGCUGGAGAUCCAAGGGAUCAUUCAGGAUGUGGCCAUUCUGACACAAUCCAUCCAGCGAAUUAGCUUUACUCAUGCUAGUAGAGUUUGCAAGAAGGCUGCUCAUAGCCUUGCUCAAAAAUCCUUGCAUGAUCUUUCCUUUUUAUAUAAUCCCAUGAUGCAAGUGAUGUUUGUAAGGUCAUUGAUGCCUCUUUAG